AUGUUCCCCGAAAUGCCCUUCUGCAAGCCCCCAAAAAAUCCCAUCUUCAUCACUGGUCUUUCAAAAGAACAAUAUUUUUCACCGAGUUAUGUGGGCUUUUUGGGUUUCUUUGUCUCGUUUUGGUUUGUUCUUGCCUUGUGGCUUGUCCUGUUUCUCUCUGAUCUCAUGAAGAAGAUGAAAGGUGCUGUCUCCAUGGAGCCUCCUUAUGAGGUGUAUCAGGAUCAGAGGACUAGGUUGAGGCACCAGAGUCUCUUGCAGGAUUAUGAAGACCUGUACAAGGAAACAGAAACCAUGAGAAGGAAGUUGCAGGCUACUGAGCAAAAAAAGUUGAUACUGGAAGAUGAAGUUAGAUUUUUGAGGCAUCGAUUCAAAUACUUGCUAAAACAUCCUAUUCUAAAGCCUCAACCAAAGAAAGAAGUUGUAAAGCCACAGAAGCUCAAAAUUCAAGCUCCCAUCAUCUCCAAGGGUAAGAAUUACAGUAGAAAGGAUCCUACUUCGCGAUCCUACUCUGCAUCUAAUUUGAACCCAAAUGGAAGGAUUUCCAAUGUGGUGGAAGUCCCAUUGCAAAAAACUAGCCAUCUGUUUGAUCUAAACCAGAAUGCCAGAAAUUCUAGUUCUAGUAAAAAAGAUGUCACUAUUCACGGUUCUGCUUCACCGGCACUUGACUUGAAUCAUAAAGAAUGGAUUCACAGCAGCAAGGAAGCCACAAAGAAGAGCGUAACUCCAUUUUUUGACUUGAACCAGAUUUCGAGAGAAGAGGAAGAGUUGCAAGGCAACAGUGAGACCAUGAGGAUUGAAGAACCAAAGAGAAUUACACAAAGAGUUGCAAGUGAUGAGCAGCACAACGACAUCAAGCUCUCGGCUUGUAGAAGUGUUGGUGACGGAUCAAAUAGGGCAGGGAAGAGGAAGAUUUCAUGGCAAGACCAGGUUGCAUUGAGGGUUUGA
Sphenostylis stenocarpa is the source of this 945-nucleotide messenger RNA. The record is from the annotation of a GenBank genome assembly. Lineage: Eukaryota; Viridiplantae; Streptophyta; Magnoliopsida; Fabales; Fabaceae.